Peromyscus californicus insignis is the source of this 1668-nucleotide messenger RNA. RefSeq names its product phosphatidylinositol glycan anchor biosynthesis class X (gene Pigx). The transcript is spliced from 8 exons. NCBI's taxonomy places the organism in Eukaryota, Metazoa, Chordata, Mammalia, Rodentia, Cricetidae. The coding region runs from base 1 to 1233 and encodes 410 amino acids. Gene Ontology annotation, cellular component: endoplasmic reticulum membrane. The record is from RefSeq and is a predicted model, not a curated record. Gene Ontology annotation, biological process: GPI anchor biosynthetic process.
AUGGAGAAUCUCAAGGCCCCCAAGAGCUGCGACUUAGUUCUGCUGGAGAACAAGAAGAGGCGACAGCCAUUCUCUACAGGGGUAACACCAUGGGGUGAACUCAGACGCAGCGGGCACCGUCCGCACGCAUCCGGCUGUGGACCGGAAGCGGGCCUGAACGCGGCGAGUGCGGGCCCAAGACUGCGCGCUUGGUUUCCACAGCAACAGCGCGGGCGCGCGGGCUGCGCUUGCGCAGCUUCUCGCCCCGCCCCGGCUGGGACGGCAAGGGGCGGGGCCGAGGGCGGGCUUCCCGGGGACCUGGUGGUAACCCAGUGCGGGCGCUCAGUGGGUCCUAGGGGACUUGCCCGCGGAGCGCUCCGUCCCCGUCACCGGGCCGGCGGGAGUGCGCGCUGCGGCGUGCGCAGCCUCCUUCGGCCCCCGCAGCUUGUAACGCGCGCCCCUCCCGGGCGUCGGCGCUCCGGCGUCCUGGCUGCCCGCGCCCUGGCCUGGCUGCUCCUCUGGGCGGCUGGGCUGGUCGGCAGGCUCGCCGCGGACCUCAGCGAUGUCCCCUUCAGCUCUGGUAUAAGGGCCACUUGUUCUGAAAUCAUUUUGAGGCAAGAAUUUUUGAAAGAUGGUUUCCACAGAGACCUUGUAAUAAAAGUGAAAUUUGGAGAAAGCAUUGAGGACUUACAGACUUGCCGGCUCUUAAUUAGACAUUACAUCCCAACAGGAUUUUUUGUGGAUCCGUAUGAGUUGGCUUCAUUACGAGAGAGAAACGUAACAGAGGCAGUGAUGGUAUCAGAAAGUUUUAAUAUAGAAGCCCCCAACUAUUUGUCCAAAGAAUCCGAAGUCCUCAUCUAUGCACGACAAGAUGCACAGUGCAUCGAUUGCUUCCAGGCCUUUUUGCCUGUGCACUAUCGCUAUCAUCGGCCACAUAAGAAAGAUGGAGACACCCUGAUUGUGGUCAACAACCCAGAGUUACUGAUGUACUGUGACCAAGAGUUUCCUGUUUUGAAAUGCUGGGCUCAGUCAAAAGUGGCAGCUCCCUGUGCUUUGAAAAGUGAGGAGAUCUGCCAGUGGAACAGCAUGCAGUAUAAAUCAAUACUUAAGAAUUUGACCCUGCAAGUUCCUGUGGGACUGACUAUACACACCACUUUAGUGUGUUCUGUGACUCUGCUUAUUACCAUCCUGUGUUCUACUUUGAUCCUGUUAGCUGUUUUCAAAUAUGGCCAUUUUUCCCUGUUUCUCUGCUGAUGCAAUAAACCAUAUCAAGCUGAAUUAAAAGUCCAGGGUUAAUGAGCCAAGCACUCUCUCAGGUGACUCUCAAGCCCCCCAGAAGUGAGGGGGGUGGAAUCACAUGGCAGGUCUAUGGACCAGAGCUUAAAUACCCUGUAGGCUUGGUCUUGAGCAGCUCUGGGGAGAGGAGCCACGGCUUGUUGGGCUUUCAACUAACACUGCCCUGCCCCCCCCUUCCUCUUUUUAAAAAAAAAAAACAAAACUGAAUUAUUAUAUGUGAUCCAGGCUGGUAUUGAACAUUUCUGCCUUAACCUCCCAAAUGCUGGGAUUGCAGGCAUGCACCAUCGAAUCUGACAAUCUAAUGAGCUUAAAGGGUAAACCAGGUAACAUUACUCCUGUUUAAAAUUGUUUAAUGGCUUCUUGAAGUAAAGUGCACACUUCUUACCAUAUCAA